This is a messenger RNA of Arachis stenosperma, 1730 nucleotides long. RefSeq names its product amino acid permease 8-like. The transcript has 8 exons. NCBI's taxonomy places the organism in Eukaryota, Viridiplantae, Streptophyta, Magnoliopsida, Fabales, Fabaceae. Bases 139 to 1560 code for a protein of 473 amino acids. The record is from RefSeq and is a predicted model, not a curated record. Gene Ontology annotation, cellular component: plasma membrane.
CUAGAGAUUCUCAUGCAUUCAAAUUCAUAAGCAAAAAUCAAGGAACACUUUCUUGUUUCAGCGAAGACUCAACAGAUCAGAGAUCCUACUUUCAUUCUAAAAAAAGAUCACACGAACAGGAACAAGAUCUGAUUCUAGAUGGACAUUGAAGCAGCGUCUAACGUUGUUCCCGCCACACACAAAAGUGUCGAAGUCGAUGAUGAUGGCAGAUCCAAAAGAACCGGGAAUGUGGUGACGGCAACAACACACAUAAUAACAGUUGUGGUUGGGGCAGGAGUGUUGGCUCUUGCAUGGGCCAUGGCCCAACUUGGAUGGAUAGCAGGCAUUGGCAUCAUGGUUGCAUUUUCAUGCAUCUCCAUUCUCACUUACAAUUUCAUAGCUGAUUGUUACAGAUACCCUGACCCUGUUACUGGCAAGAGGAACUACACUUAUAUGCAAGCCGUCAACUCAUAUUUAGGUGGGAAAAUGCAUGUGUUUUGCGGAUUGAUCCUAUAUGGGAAGCUGGCUGGUGUUACAGUGGGUUAUGUAAUCACUACUUCAACAAGCUUGGUGGCUAUAAAGAAAGCAAUUUGCUUCCAUGAAAAAGGCCACGAUGCUUAUUGCAAGUUUUCAAAUAAUCCCUACAUGAUUGGUUUUGGGAUUGGGCAAAUUUUCUUGUCCCAAAUUCCAAACUUCCACAAAUUGACAUGGCUCUCAACUCUUGCUGCUAUUACCUCUUUUGGUUAUGCAUUUAUUGGAAGUGGACUUUCCCUAGCAGCCAUAAUCUCAGGAAAAGGACAACCAACUAGUUUAACUGGUGUCAAAGUUGGACCAGGUCUAACUGAAGCAGAUAAAAUUUGGAGGGUCUUUAGUGCUAUGGGAAACAUUGCACUUGCUUGUUCUUUUGCCACUGUUGUUUAUGACAUAAUGGACACAUUGAAAUCAGAUCCACCGGAGAACCAACAAAUGAAGAAGGCAAAUGUUGUAGGGAUCAGUAUGAUGACAGUAUUGUUCCUUGCAUGUGGUGGACUUGGCUAUGCUGCUUUUGGGGAUCACACACCAGGCAACAUCCUCACUGGCUUUGGAUUCUAUGAUCCCUUUUGGUUGGUUGCUCUUGGUAAUGUUUGCAUUAUCAUUCACAUUGUGGGAGCAUAUCAGGUAAUGGCUCAACCAUUUUUCCGCAUAGUUGAGAUGGGUGCUAACAUAAUGUGGCCACAUUCAGAUUUCAUAAACAAAGAACACCCAACAAAAUUGUGGAUCUUCAAAUUCAGGUUGAACAUGUUUAGGUUAGUUUGGAGGACACUAUUCGUUAUAAUUGGGACAAUAAUUGCCAUGGCCAUGCCCUUCUUCCACGAAUUUCUUGCCCUACUUGGAGCAAUUGGGUUUUGGCCACUCAUUGUGUUUUUUCCCAUACAAAUGCACAUUGCUCAGAGGAACAUAAAAGUAGCUUCACCGAAGUGGUGUGCACUCCAACUUUUGAAUUUCACAUGCUUCAUUGUUACAAUGCUUGCAGCAAUUGGUGCCAUUCGUGAGAUCGGCAAGAAUAUCAGCAAAUACAAGAUAUUCACCUAUAAGCAAUAGUUCAUAGUACAUUUGGAAACAAUAAUAGAGAUUUUGUAGUUACAUUUACCUAGAUUUUAUAUUCUUAUGUUGCUUCAAAAGGACCUGAGUGGAGAAAACUAGUGAGCAAUAACCAUGCUUGAUUAAAUUCUUGCCACUACUAAUUGAUCUUAGUUGCAAUAUAUGAAGUA